AAAGCCAGAUAAUCAAUCAUCUAGCUAAGCUUGUGAAGAGAUAAGAGACGUAUCUUUAGGUAUCGAAAUCAACUUAUCUUAAUUAAAGUUAAGUUCGUUGAAAAUCUUUUAAAAGUGGCGGGUAAUCACAAUGUUUAGGUAUACAAUAUAUAACACAUAAAAAAAGUUACUAUAUUCAUAGUGUGGCGGCGAACAUUUUUUCUUCAAAAAGUUGCUAUAUUUGUUUUGUUUAUUCAUCAAUCUUCCACAAUCGAAGUCCCAUUGACAUAUAAAAAUAGCACAAAGCAAGUAUCAGUUGCAGAGGAAAAACAAAUUUCGACCUUAUGAUUAAAGAUUCUCUCCCACUCACACCAAUUGCCUUCGAGAUUCUGUGAUUUCUCAGUCUGCUUGUCUCCUUCUCAUGGCUCUGUCCCGUCUCCAUCUCCCACCUUACGCCUCUGUUCUUGGAUUUAUCCUCUUGUUGCUCCGUGAUGGUGUCAAGUGUACAACGUUCAAGCUCGUUAACAAAUGCGAUUUCCCGGAGUGGCCAGGGAUUUUAUCCGGUUCAGGUAGUCCCAAACUUGAUACCACCGGAUUCGAGCUCUCCAAAGAUACCUCUCGCACUUUUCGAGCACCCGCAGGUUGGUCUGGUCGCUUUUGGGGCCGUACCGGCUGCAACUUUGAUGGUUCUAGUAGCACCACGAGCUGCACCACCGGAGAUUGUGUCGGGCGAGAUGGACCGCCAGCCACAUUAGCCGAGUUCACUCUCGGCGUUUCCGGAUCUCUAGACUUUUAUGAUGUCAGCCUCGUUGAUGGCUAUAACCUCCCCAUGAUCGUGGAGGGUUCUGGUUUGUGCCCCACCACAGGGUGUGUCACGGACUUAAACCAGAAUUGCCCAACAAAGCUAAAAGCCAAGAGCGGUUUGGCAUGUAGAAGUGCGUGUGAGGCGUUUGGAACACCAGAGUAUUGCUGCAGUGGCGCAUACAGUUCACCUGGUACCUGCAAGCCGUCGAUAUAUUCUCAAGUCUUUAAAUCAGCUUGUCCUAAAUCGUACAGUUACGCGUACGAUGAUGCCACAAGUACUUUCACUUGUAGUGAUGCUGAUUACACCAUCACUUUCUGUCCCAACUUGUCCAGUUUGAAGUCUUCAAGAGAACCACCUCCUGAUGAUACAGGAGAUGUAACUGGUUCUGAAACUUCGUCCAGUACAGAGAUACAACAACCGAUAGAAGAAGCGUCAUUAGCGAAUUCUUAUUACGCGGUUAUGGCUAUCGGAGAAUCGACUAGAAAUACCGCUUCUUUUGUUCUCCUUUUGAUCUUCUGUUGGAUCAGCUUGUAGCUUUGGUUACUGACAAAAAAACUGAGA
Messenger RNA from Arabidopsis lyrata subsp. lyrata, 1345 nucleotides. RefSeq names its product pathogenesis-related protein 5. Lineage: Eukaryota; Viridiplantae; Streptophyta; Magnoliopsida; Brassicales; Brassicaceae. The record is from RefSeq and is a predicted model, not a curated record. Gene Ontology annotation, biological process: defense response. Gene Ontology annotation, cellular component: extracellular region.